AUGCUCAUUGGUCUACUGGCUUGUCUGGGUGCUUGUCUUCUCCUCGGAACUCUAUUCGUUCCAAUUAAAGCAUGCCCUCCUACAGAUGGAUUCGCUACUCAGUUGUUCAUGUGUCUGGCUGGAUAUAUCGUUAGUUUUGCGAUUUAUGUGUAUAUGGAGUUUCCUGGAAUCUACAGUUUGGCGAUGGUUGGAGGAGCGGUUUGGUCGGCUACCAAUUCCUUCGCUGUCCCCAUAAUGACUCAUGUUGGAAUGGCAAUGUUCAUGCUAUUCGCUUCCUCCAUAUCCUGCCUAACUGGAUGGGCAAUAUCCCGUUUCGGUCUAUUCGGAGUACCUCCAUCACUUCCAAUGAGCAAUAUUCUGAAUUAUUCUGGAAUCGCUCUUCUUAUUCUUGGCUCAGCAAUAUAUCCAUUCAUAAAAAUCAAUGUUUUCCGAGCAGUGAAAGUGAUAGAUCCACAUGUAAAAGUAGUACCAAUGAAUCAAUUAGAAAUGGAAGAACGACAGCAACAUGCCGAGAAAGAAGACGUCGAUAUGAAUGAUUCGGUGAGGAAAGUGGCGGCGUGGAUUGGAACAAUACUUGUUGGAUUGUCGUUGGGUGUCAUGACAACUCCAGUUACUCUGUUGAUGACCCGCCACGACAUCUAUCCACUUUCCACUGAAAUCAAGUCAUCCGUCUCGUUUCAUUUCUCGUUUUUCACCGGAGUAAUACUCGUUUCCAUUGUGAUUUUUGUUUUCUAUUGUCUGGUGAAAAAAGGAAAACCAGCGAUUCCACCAAGAAUAGUGCUACCUUCGAUGCUCAGCGGUGUCUUCUUCUCUUCUGCGAUGGCUUUUUUCUUCAUUGCAAACGAACAUUUAUCGCCAACAAUUUCUUAUCCGAUCUGUAUGAUGGCUCCGGGUUUGGUGACUUCUGCAUGGAGUGUCUUCUACUUCAAGGAGAUAUCGGAGCGUCGAAACCUUCUUCUCCUCGGCGUCGCCUACAUCUUCACACUGAUCGGCGUCCUAGUGAUAACUGUUUCUCGUAUCGUCCAGUUUUAA
This is a messenger RNA of Caenorhabditis remanei, 1032 nucleotides long. RefSeq lists its product as uncharacterized. Gene Ontology annotation, cellular component: membrane. The transcript is spliced from 7 exons. Gene Ontology annotation, biological process: carbohydrate transmembrane transport. The record is from RefSeq and is a predicted model, not a curated record. Lineage: Eukaryota; Metazoa; Nematoda; Chromadorea; Rhabditida; Rhabditidae. Gene Ontology annotation, molecular function: carbohydrate transmembrane transporter activity. Bases 1 to 1032 code for a protein of 343 amino acids.